Messenger RNA from Anthostomella pinea, 1014 nucleotides. The record is from the annotation of a GenBank genome assembly. Lineage: Eukaryota; Fungi; Ascomycota; Sordariomycetes; Xylariales; Xylariaceae.
AUGGACACAUCAUUGUCCUCGUCCAACGCGUCCUCGCCACGGGUUCGCCCCGCCAUCGACAGCUCCAAAGUCCCCCAUGCCACCGACCUGGAGUCGGGCUACGCCUCGGCCUCGUCGUCGACGGCGAGCUCCUCGAGCGGGCUCCCCCUCGUGAGCCUCACCAAGCCGCACCUCCGCCACCUCAACCAGCAGAUGGAGAAGAUGACCCCCAUGGAGCGCCUGCGCUUCUCCAUGGUGCUCUUCCCGAACCUGUACCAGACGACCGCCUUUGGGCUCACGGGCCUCGUCACCAUCGACAUGCUGUCCAAGAUCCAGGCCGAGAACCCCGAGACGUCCUCACCCGUCGACGCCAUCUUCCUCGACACGCUGUACCACUUCAACGAGACGUACGACCUGGUCGACCGCGUGCGGGCCAAGUACCCCAACAUUCGCCUGCACGUGUACCGCCCGGACGGGGCCGAGACGGCGGCGCAGUUCGAGGAGCGCUAUGGCGAGCGGCUAUACGAAUCGGCGGCCGAGCUGUACGACUGGGUGGCCAAGGUCGAGCCGCAGCAACGCGCCUAUGCCGACCUCGGGGUGGCGGCCGUCUUUACGGGACGGCGGCGGUCACAGGGCGGGGAGCGCGACAAGAUUGGCGUCAUCGAGGUCGACGAGGAGCUCGGCAUUGUCAAGAUCAACCCGCUGCUGGACUGGUCCUUCGCUCAGGUCAAGAACUACAUCACCGAGCACGACGUGCCGUACAACGUGCUGCUCGACCGCGGCUACAAGUCUGUCGGCGACUGGCACUCGACGUCCCCCGUGGCCGCUGGCGAGGACGAGCGGGCCGGCCGCUGGAAGGGCCAGGCCAAGACCGAGUGCGGCAUCCACAACAAGAAGUCGCGCUACGCCCAAUACCUGCAGGACAUGCAGCGCAAGGCCGAAGAGGAACAGCUUGCCGCCGCGCUCGGCAAGGUCGAGUGGGAACAGCAGUCGCAGCCCAUCGACGCCACAUCGGUACAUGUUGAGACCGUAUGA